CUUUUUUUUUUUUUGUUUUUGUUAUCAAAAGCCAAUGUCGGUCGAUGCAAUUAAACAAAACCCUGAGUGUGCUAUUAUAUCUUCUAUAGCAUCAUCUGCUUCUAUUACACCUACCAUCUUAUCAGAUGAAAAAAGUGCCAAAAACAAAAGUGAUCUUGAAAACCAUGAUAAUCUCGAGACCGGAAUUAACAAGCCCGAACAAGAACACGAAGAAAAAGAGGGUGGUUACGGUUGGCUUGUGAUUUUCGGGACAUUCAUGGUUCAGGUCACUAGUUUUGGCACUGCUUCAUGCUGGUAUUUUCCAAGAUUACUUAGAUGUCAACAUGUUUCAAGAUAAAGUAACUGAUUCGCAAUUCAAAUUGAGUUUUGUUGGUACAUUAUUGGAAAUUUUUGUCAACUUGAUGGGGCCCUUGGCACAGAUCAUUGCUUCACGCUUUGGUAGCAAAACUGUAUUAAUUCUGGGCACCAUUCUAGCUACCUUGGGCC
Gilbertella persicaria is the source of this 486-nucleotide messenger RNA. RefSeq lists its product as uncharacterized. The transcript is spliced from 3 exons. The record is from RefSeq and is a predicted model, not a curated record. NCBI's taxonomy places the organism in Eukaryota, Fungi, Mucoromycota, Mucoromycetes, Mucorales, Choanephoraceae. The coding region runs from base 35 to 337 and encodes 100 amino acids.